CGUCGUGGAGUUUUCUUCUUUCUUCAUCGUCACCCAUUUCCCUUCAGAUCGGCCCUUCAACGCCGAUCAUCCACGAGAUCAUGGACGGGCGAAUGUUCAGUCGCAUCCUCUUUCUUCUCUUUGCGGUUCAUUUACUCUUGCCGGCCAUCUCCGCUGCCAAAUUUGACUAUUGCGACAAGAGAGGUAAUUAUCCUGUGAAGGUCGAUGGACUUAAAGUAUCUCCUUAUCCAGUGAAGGGUGGGAAGCCUGCCACGUUUGCCGUUUCAGCCUCUACUGAGAAGAAUCUCUCCGGUGGAAAGUUCGAGGUCGAGGUUUCUUUAUUUGGCGUGCAUAUACAUUCCGAAAGUCAUGAUCUUUGUGAAGAAACUUCUUGUCCUAUUAAACCUGGAAAAUUCUCGUUAUCCCACUCGCAAAGCUUACCUCCAUUUACGCCACCAGGUAUGUAUUCUGUGAAAAUAAUAUUGAAAGAUACGGAUAAGGAGCAGUUGACUUGCAUCAGCUUCAAGCUCAAAAUUGUUUUUGGUGACGAGAAAUCAGCAAUACCUGAAGAAUCCUUGGUUGCUGAGAGUUGAAAAUGGCCAGUUGAAGUUGGAAGUUAACUUUCCUGCGACUUUCUCCUCUGUUUUUCAGCUUCAGUAUGUGUAAUAUUUCAACUACUGCUACUACAAGGAUUUGACCCGACUCGUGUUGUUGUUUGUGUGUUUAUAAAAUCUUCUGGACAAAUAUGCUAGCCUUCUUCGACA
This is a messenger RNA of Cucurbita pepo subsp. pepo (vegetable marrow), 743 nucleotides long. RefSeq names its product MD-2-related lipid-recognition protein ROSY1. Lineage: Eukaryota; Viridiplantae; Streptophyta; Magnoliopsida; Cucurbitales; Cucurbitaceae. The record is from RefSeq and is a predicted model, not a curated record. Gene Ontology annotation, molecular function: sterol binding. Gene Ontology annotation, biological process: intracellular sterol transport.